GGGGUAAUGCUAAUUCUUUUUUUAUGCAUAUAAUGAUUAGACGGUUGAGCAUAGCAAACGGGGAGAUUGAUAAACCCCGCGAUCGGACACAACCCUAACCCUAUCAGAGCCACUAAGAUCAUAGACGGGCUACUUUCUACUGUAACCAAGGCCACUAGCUCCGGAAUCCAAUACAAGCUCCGACCGAUGUUAACCUUAUUGGUUCCCUUUAUAACAAUGACCUCAUGCCACCAACCCCACGAGUAACAAGCCCUACCCCUUCACCUUCAGUCAUUACUGCCCAACAUGUCUGCCGCUACCAAACUCCGACAAAUGCUCCAGGACCCGGAGACCUUCCUGCUCUGUCCCGGUGUCUACGACGGCUUCUCUGCCCGCAUGGCUCUCAGCGUCGGCUUCGACUGUCUGUACAUGACCGGAGCAGGGAGCAGUGCAUCCGUCAUCGGACACGCGGAUCUCGGUCUAAUGACACAAACCCAAAUGCGCACCAACGCCGAGACAAUCGCCGGGCUCUGCGCACUGCCCGAGUACGGAAGCUCGCCGAUCCCGCUCAUUGCCGACGCCGACACGGGCUACGGCGGCCCCGUCAUGGUCGCCCGGACCGUUAAGCAGUAUGCACAGUCUGGCGUGGCCGCGCUGCACCUCGAGGACCAGAUCCAGACGAAGCGCUGUGGCCACCUUGCUGGCAAGGAAGUGGUUGACCGCGAUGUCUUUGUAAACCGUAUCCGCGCGGCUGUUAAUGCGAGAAAGGAAGUUGGUAGCGAUAUUGUGAUUAUUGCGCGAACCGACGCCCUGCAGACGCAUAACUAUGAAGAGGCCAUUGCUCGGUUGAAGGAGGCGGGUGAGGCUGGUGCUGAUGUUGCUUUCUUCGAGGGAUUGACGUCCAAGGAACAGGCUGCCCAGAUUAUCAAGGAUCUUGCCCCGAUGCCUGUCUUGCUCAAUAUGGUGGAGUCGGGUGCUACGCCGUCGUUUACGGCAGCCGAGGCGAAGGAGGUAGGCUUUAAGAUUAUGAUUGUGCCGUUUGUGACAAUCUCGUCGGCGUCUUUUGCUAUGCGUGAAGAGCUUGAGCGAUUGAAGAGUGAAGGCACAAUGUCGGCCAAGGCGAAGAGUUUGACGCCGCAGGGCUUGUUUGGCAUCUGUGGUGUUGAUGCUAGCAUGGAGGUUGAUAGAAAGGCUGGCGGAAAGAGCUUUGCAACUGGCAUUUAAACCGAUGAAAUAUUUACAGACUGUUAAAAUAGACUUUUGCUUUGUCAUGGUUUUAAUACUGUAUAUGCCCACAAUAUUUCGAUUGGUCCUAAGACUUGCAAAUCCUCUAUGAUGACGCUGUCAUAUCUGUGUUUUGCUCCGGUACUUGCGUAACUUCAGUUACUUUCGUAGCUGUCCCAUACGAUGCCAACUUUGAUACCACCUCUGGUCUUUCAAACACAGCAUCCUGGGCCAGCACAGGCACGUCGAGAGUACCCCGCUCCCACAUUGCCUCACUUGGCUUUGUGCCCGCGAGUACCAUCCGCAGCAAGUGCAGUUUUGAAUCGGCCUGUCGGGCUUUCUUGGACGUUGACUGCCAUCCUGAGCGAAACUUGACCAAGUCUACUAGUGGUUCAAUAGCCAGCUGGAGGAAGAUUAACAAUAUGCUGACACAAAUAAUGAUGAGAACGCCGACCAGAUCAAAGUUCUGCACUUCCCCCGCCGUCUGCACAAGCUGGGUUUUGCAACCCUCACGAUACUCUUUGGCAUUGUUAAUGACGGGAAGCAGAGCAGCAUUUGUCGAGGGAAUUGCAUAUGGCGUUACGCCAUUGUCGUUUGAGGCAAACCCGACAAUGGCUGCUUGCACCAUGGCCAGUGCCGUCUGAAACCAGCCAAGAACUUCGAUUUGCCACUGGUUCGGUGGUAGGCCUGUGGAUAGGAUAUUGUUGAAGAGCUUACUGUUGGCCCAGAGCGAUGCGACACCAAGGUUAGCGACAACGCUGUAGGUGCUGGUAGUGCUCGCAGCAACGAACAGGCGUGUUGCCGAGAGGAGUUGCGCAGGGUUCAGAUCUAAUCUGUUUCCGACUAAGAUCCAGCUCCCAAGAUCACGUUUGCCCCCGAGCGGCGAGCAAACCGAUGUGGUCGGGUUGCAGAGCUGGUACUGUUCGGCGCAAACUAGCGUGUUUACGAGAUAGUCAUACUGCCAGGCGUUUCUGUCACCGUACGGGACCGUAUUGUUGCCGCUGGCUGAAAACCACGUAUCGUAGACGGGCUUCAGAUAGGCGACGGCAUUGGAGCUGAGAAAAUAGACGCUCAUGUCUGCAUCGUUGCGGGUGAACUGGGGAAUCGGUUCCCAGGAGGAGCCGGAGCCGCGGGUAUACGCAUAUCGAGA
Molecule: messenger RNA, 2353 nt
Organism: [Torrubiella] hemipterigena
Lineage: Eukaryota; Fungi; Ascomycota; Sordariomycetes; Hypocreales; Clavicipitaceae
Source: the annotation of a GenBank genome assembly